GUGCUACAGUCCAUAUAACAGGCAGCACUCAUCUUUUUCCUCCUCAUAGAUUUCUGUUAAGGGACUUGGGAUCUCAAAACUACAAUGCCCUUUUGAGUUCCUCCUGGUUUCUGAAGUUUACGUAAUACCCAUUUCGUAAAUCACCGUUAAAAGGAGAGCAGAAGGGCAACUCGAGAAGAAGAUGGGAGGAUAUGCGCUGGGUUCGGCGUUCGACUCGAAAUCGGGGCAGAUGAUAAUGGCGGCACUACUGUUGAUGGUGGGUUCUUUCUACUUGGGCACUCUGUUUGGGAACAAUGCUCCCAUUUACGUCUCUCAAGGAUCCUCCUCCUCCUCCUCCGCCUCCAAUUUCACUUCAUCGUCAUCCACUGGCUUAUCUACAUUUACAAACAAAGUUGCCCUUAGAUACCGCAGAAUUCCUCUUCUAAUCCCACAAAGUGGGAUUAAUGUGUGUCCUUUGCAGUUCAAUGAGUAUAUACCCUGUCAUGACAUCUCUUAUGUAAAUGAAUUGCGUCCAAGCUUGGAUCUUUCAAGAAGAGAAGAACUUGAGAGACAUUGCCCUCCACUUGAAAGGCGUUUGUUUUGUUUGGUGCCACCCCCAAAAGACUAUAAAAUUCCUAUAAGAUGGCCAACAAGCAGGGAUUAUGUUUGGCGGAGCAAUGUUAAUCAUACACAUCUUGCUGAAGUUAAAGGAGGACAAAAUUGGGUGCAUGAGAAAAAUGACCUUUGGUGGUUUCCAGGUGGCGGUACUCAUUUCAAGCAUGGAGCAGUUGAAUACAUUGAAAGGUUGGGCAAUAUGAUAACUGAUGAAACAGGUGACCUGCGUUCAGCAGGAGUUGUUCAAGUUCUGGAUGUCGGUUGUGGGGUUGCCAGCUUCUCAGCUUAUCUUCUCCCAUUAGAUAUACAAACAAUGUCUUUUGCUCCCAAAGAUGGUCAUGAGAAUCAGAUUCAGUUUGCUUUAGAGCGUGGAAUCGGUGCGAUGAUCUCUGCCUUGGCCACAAAACAGUUGCCAUAUCCCAGUAGUUCUUUUGAGAUGGUUCACUGUUCAAGAUGUCGCAUUGAUUGGCACGAGAAUGAUGGUAUUUUACUCAAAGAAGUGAAUCGCCUUCUGCGACCUAAUGGAUAUUUUGUCUAUUCAGCUCCACCUGCAUAUAGGAAGGAUAAAGAAUAUCCUAUGAUUUGGGAUAAGUUGGUAAAUCUGACUACAGCUAUGUGCUGGAAACUAAUUUCUCGAAAAGUUCAGACGGCAAUCUGGGUUAAAAAGGAUAAUCUUUCAUGCCUUCAACACAAUGCAGAUUUGAAGCUCAUUAAUAUUUGUGAUGGUAUAGAUGAGUCUAAUCCUUCAUGGAAGACUCCUCUAAUGAACUGCAUACAACUUAGAAGUGCAGCAACAGAUGCUCAAAGACUGCCUUCUAGGCAAGAACGACUGACAUUUUAUUCACAAAGUCUCAUUGGACUUGGUAUCAGUAAAGAGGGAUUUGAUUUAGACGCUAACUUUUGGCAAGAUCAGGUUCUCCAUUACUGGAAGCUCAUGAAUGUUAGUAAGACCAAAGUAAGGAAUGUGAUGGACAUGAAUGCUUUUGUUGGUGGGUUUGCUGUGGCUUUGAACAAAUUUCCAGUUUGGGUGAUGAAUAUAGUUCCUAUGAGCAUGCAAAAUACCUUGUCUGCUAUUUAUGAUAGAGGUCUAAUAGGCGCUUUUCAUGAUUGGUGUGAGCCAUUUUCAACCUAUCCACGCACAUAUGAUCUGUUGCAUGCCAACCAUCUCUUUUCCCACUACAAAACCAAUGGAGAAGGUUGCAAACUGGAGGAUAUCAUGCUCGAGAUGGACCGUGUCAUAAGACCCCAGGGAUUUAUUAUAAUUAGAGAUGAGGAUUCAAUUACAUUAAGAAUUCAAGAUUUAGCUCCAAAAUUCCUUUGGGAUGUUGAGUCACAUUUUCUGGAAAACAAGGAGAAGAAGGCCGAGACUGUACUAAUCUGUAGAAAGAAGUUCUGGGAAAUUCUCUAAGAUGUGACUUAUUUCAGCAUUCCACAAAUGCAGCUCUUCAAAUUUGAUCUAAAAAAAUGCAGCUCUUCAAACCUGCAGUUACAAUACAUUUGGCCACCGGUUUUCAGUCUAUGGUGUAAUGUCUUCAUUGUUUAGUUUUCUUCUCGUGAUUUGUAAAUGCUUUCCUCUCUAAUGCAAUGUUUAGAAUUUUGUCUUAAUUUUAUCCCAAGAGAGAAUCUUGUUAUGUAUUCUAGACUGCGAAGUAGAACCACUGAAUGGGAGUACAGUGCAGAUUUAAA
Molecule: messenger RNA, 2280 nt
Organism: Rubroshorea leprosula
Lineage: Eukaryota; Viridiplantae; Streptophyta; Magnoliopsida; Malvales; Dipterocarpaceae
Source: the annotation of a GenBank genome assembly